Porites lobata is the source of this 3187-nucleotide messenger RNA. The record is from the annotation of a GenBank genome assembly. Lineage: Eukaryota; Metazoa; Cnidaria; Anthozoa; Scleractinia; Poritidae.
AUGGGCCGAUUAUCGCCUGUUCUGGUGGUGAUUUUCAUAUUCUUGCGGGUGUUUCUAGUCUCCUCACGCCCAAAAAGCAGUAGACGCUCUUUAGGUGAGGAGGAUUGGACGUACCAUAACUAUAUGCAAAUGACUGGAUAUCUUCAAGGCCUCCACAGACAGUAUCCCAAAAUCACUCGCUUGUACAGCAUUGGAAAAUCUGUACAGGGUCGAAAGAUAUGGGUCAUAGAAAUAUCCGACAAUCCAGGAAAACAUGAAGCUGGUGAACCGGAGUUCAAGUACGUCGCUAACAUGCACGGCAACGAAGCAGUCGGUCGAGAACUGCUCCUGCAUCUUGCAAAGGAGUUCUGUGAAAAUUACGGCCGAGAUACAAACCUUACUAAGAUGUUAGACACCACCCGCAUUCAUCUCAUGCCAAGUAUGAAUCCUGACGGAUAUGAACUCGCCGCUGAGGGGAAUAAUCGCAAGGAUUGGAUCAUUGGGCGUAGUAAUGCUAACAACGUUGACUUAAAUCGGAAUUUUCCAGAUCAGUUUUUCGGGAGUGUGACAGGACCACCUCAGCCUGAAACACUGGCAGUUAUGAAGUGGAUUCAUGACUAUCCUUUUGUGCUCAGUGCGAACCUACAUGGGGGUUCUUUGGUAGCAAAUUACCCCUUUGACGACGCUCCGAAUGGCAAAAAUGAAUACAGCAAAUCUCCUGAUGAUGACGUCUUUAAGGAGCUGGCCAAAAGUUAUUCUAUGGCACACCCAACCAUGCACCUCAAAAACCCACCAUGGCCGUGUCCUGAGGUCCCCCCGGAUCACUUUGACGAUGGAGUAACAAAUGGUGCUGCUUGGUACAGCGUGUCAGGAGGGAUGCAGGAUUAUAACUAUGUGAACUCCAAUUGUUUCGAGGUUACUAUAGAGCAGGGAUGUAAAAAAUUCCCAGAGGCCGCUGAGCUUCCUAAAGCCUGGGAAGAAAACAAAAGAGCGCUGAUAGCUUACAUUGAUCAGGUAAGUAUUUAAAAUACCUUUAAUUUUAUGGCUAAAAAAACAAAGAGUUAGUUUUAAGAAACGGUCCAGAUAAGAACGAUAGCAACAACGGCAACGAACAUGUUGGAAUGUAAAAAAGGUGCUAACUUUUCUAUUGUCUGUACUUACUUCUGAUUGGCUUAAACAGCAAAGGUUAACAAAACUUCAUAAAGAGGUACAUAUAUUCAUCCUUACUUUCCAACCAUCUUCCAUAUAACAAAAUCUGGUCUCAGUUUGAAUAACAAAGAAAUCCUAUGUGGGGAACAUGUAAAAUUGUAAACUUUUCUUGGCUAUUGUUUUCCAUUCUUGUGAUUGGUCAAAAUCAAAACACAAAAACACCUUUUCAAAGUGGAGUGUAAAUGCAUUUUAUUGCGAAAACGGCCUUCAUGUAGGUUUAUGCAUUCUCGGUGUAAAAAUGAGAACAUUCCUAUGUGUGGAAAGCACCGUUGCCGCAUAACAAAAGAAAUUGCUCUCCACCUUACCCGGAUCAUUACUUAAACAGUUUACCUAAACAAAAAAUUGGAUAGUCACUUCAAUCUGGAUCGUUUAUGAUUUCGGCGAUUACGUUUUUGGGCUGGGGCUCUACUUUCCGUUUAUGGUUAAAAAGUUAUCAGCAAAAACUCUUGUCAAUAUCUUAGCAAGUCUUUGCGAAAGUAAAAAAUAAUUCAGAUGCAAGACAGUAACCGAAGACCGGCGCGCAAAUAACAUUUAGAGCACUUCGGAAAAUAACAUGCGACGAACAUGCACUGAAACGUUUGGAUGACUUAUUGAUCAGACAGGCUACUUUUACAUCAGGGGAGGAUUGACUUACAGCAAGGAGACCAAUUUUAACAAAAUUUACUUUACAAUAUUACCUUUAACUUUGGUUUUAAGAUUCAACUUGUCAACCGAAUUUUUUUUUGCAAGUCGAAAGAACAUUUCUUGUAUGCUUGUACAUCAAAACUUAGCUUUCUUAACGCACUUAAUCGCAUAUAACUGAAUUCAAACUAUAUCCAAGUAAUUUAUGGCACCUUGAAAAAAAAAAGACUUAAGAUAACGGAACAAAAUUCACCGUUCGUUGGCGUCAAUUUGAUUUUCCCGCCUUCGCUAGCACCGGGAAAACUCAGAAAGUUUCGUUUGUAUUGUAACCUUAUUUUCUUCCCGAAAAUUACACCACAAAGUGAAACCGGCCGGACCAAGGACAACAUACUGUACUUCUUUUUGCAAGAGGGUGAUGUGCAAGUUCUUCGACGGGUAAGACCAGUAAGGCAUUGCUGUGAAGCUUCAUAUUUGAAAUAGAUUUUUGUUUCUCAAAAAUGACAACAAAAACAGGUCCGAUAUAAACUGCAAAAAUGCUAUGUUCUCCGAUGAGGCCUCUUCCGAGGGAGAGUUGAGUUUAACAUUCUUGCUUUUUGUUAUAUUUACCUAGGUCCAUAAAGGAGUAAAGGGUUUUGUAAAAGACAGCCAGGGCUCUCCAAUUCCUGGUGCUGCUAUCCAUGUUGAUAACCGCAGAAAAGAAGUCAUCACAGCUAAAGACGGUGAUUAUUGGAGACUUCUGCUCCCGGGGGGCUACAAGGUCACCGCCACCGCUCGGGGAUAUGAACCUCAAACUAAGGAAAUUACCGUCACUGACAGGGAUGCAGUGGAACUGAACUUUGCUCUGAAGAAAUCCACUGGGAAAAACAGUAACAUGGAUGAAGAGCAACAAGACAGCGAGAAACCAAAUCCGGUUGAGGAUUCCAAACCAGAAGCCGGUUCACCAGUUCCUGCUGUCGACCUGAAUUCUGCUGCCGGUGGAGAGAUGACACAGGCGGGGAGUAUGAUGCCGAGUGGAGGAGACUACGAAAUGGUUAUGAAUGGAGGUGGAAUGGAAAGUGCCAUACAGAACGGACAAUAUGGGAUGUCGAAUAGUAUGGGAAGCCCCAUGGAUAACAUGGGAGGGGAUAUGGGUUUGGGGAGUAACGUUGACAUGGGGGGGCCGAUAAAUGACGCGGAACUUGAUAGAUUCGCUAUGAUGUCACCAUACGAGGCUGAGUCUAAGGAUAACACCAAAGGAUUCUUUCAUGUUACAACAGACGAACACGAGCCGGCGAUGCAGCAUGCGAAUUAUGCUAAUGCAGAGUCUAAUGACCAAGUUGGUAUGAGUGACAGCAACAGUAACAUACUGAAAAAAUCUGUCCUUGGACGACCACGUUAG